CUGGGAGCACUGGGAACACUGGCACACUCAGUCCUGGGAUCCAUGUUUUCUGUGUGUUCGGGGCUUGAAUCCCCAGUAUUUAGUGUUCUCUACCUUUGUGAGGCCGUGUGUUCAUGGGAGACCCGCGGGGUGCUCAAGGUCUUCCUGGAGAAUGUCAUCCGGGACGCCGUCACCUACACCGAGCACGCCAAGAGGAAGACCGUGACCGCCAUGGACGUGGUGUACGCGCUCAAGAGGCAGGGCCGCACUCUGUACGGCUUCGGCGGUUAA
Molecule: messenger RNA, 270 nt
Organism: Menidia menidia (Atlantic silverside)
Lineage: Eukaryota; Metazoa; Chordata; Actinopteri; Atheriniformes; Atherinopsidae
Source: the annotation of a GenBank genome assembly